This is a messenger RNA of Pectinophora gossypiella (pink bollworm), 1283 nucleotides long. RefSeq lists its product as uncharacterized. The record is from RefSeq and is a predicted model, not a curated record. NCBI's taxonomy places the organism in Eukaryota, Metazoa, Arthropoda, Insecta, Lepidoptera, Gelechiidae. Bases 111 to 1283 code for a protein of 390 amino acids. The transcript has 3 exons.
AGUAAUCAACCAACUCCGUGUUUGAUUUACACACAUACAUGGCGCAGCCGGAAAAUUAACAUAAAAUACGAACAUAAUAAAAUAAUUACAAUAAAUAGUGUUGUGUCACAAUGGAUAGUGUGUUAUCACCGCCGAAAGCAUUUUAUUUUGACGAAAAUGCGUUGGAUUUAUCGACAGGUGCAUUGAGUGAAUGUUGGUCCAAAUGGAAACGAAGCUACGAUAUUUACGUCAAAGCGUGUGAAAUAAAUAAAAAACCAGCGGAAAUACAACUGAAUAUACUAUUACAUAUAGUAGGAGGACAGUGUUGUGAAAUAUUAGAUCAGUUUCCUAAAUGUACAACGCCUGAACAAGUGAUAACAAGAUUGGAUGAAUAUUUUCAAAGAAAGAAAAAUGUUACGGUAGAACGACAUAGAUUUUUUAAACGGCAGCAGAAAGAAAACGAAACUAUUGAACAAUACGUGUUUGAGUUGAGAAAAUUAUCAUUAACGUGUGAAUUUGGUGCAUUACGGGAAGAAUUAAUUAAAGACAGGUUGGUCUGUGGAGUUACGGAUGCGGCGAUUUGUGAAAGAUUGCUGAGAGAAGACAAUUUAAAUUUGAGAAAAGCAUUAGAAAUUUGUCAAGCAGCAAUUGUAUCGAGGGCUUAUUCAGAGAGUAUUAAGAUGGACUACAAGUCGGAAGUGAAUAAUAUAAAUAGUGAGCAGAAUUAUGAUGAAGAAAAAGACCAAAUCUUUAUGAUUCGCCGGGGCGCGAUGAUUACAAGAGGACGACGUAGCUCGUGGCGCGGGGGGCGCGGCAGAGGAGCUGCCGCCGGGCGCGGAGAGCGCGCGCAGCCUGCAGCCGCCGCUGUUGCCGGCCCGUCGCAUGCGCCACCAUACCACACUGCGCGCUGGCCGGGGCCACGCGCGCCCUCCACGCGCGCUCGCCACACCGCAUACGUGACGCAGUGUGGCCAUUGUGGAGGUGUACACAGAAAACACGAAUGCCCAGCGUAUGGAAAAACAUGUAUGAGAUGUAGCAAAAUGAAUCAUUUCGCCAGGGUGUGCGGUGUAUAUCAAAUUGAGGAAUCGGAAGAACAGGGGAUUGGCUGUUUACCAGGUAAGCAUACGAUACACUUAAAGGAUAAUGCUGUUCCAGUUGUACACGCUCCAAGAAAAAUGCCAUUUGCUAUUAAAGAUGACGUUAAAAAGACAUUGGAUAAAUUGGAGGCGCAGGAAAUUAUAAAAAAGGUGCACAGUGGUUUAGCACACUUGAUGCAGCAUCAGGCUUUUGGAAUGUCAGAUUAG